Molecule: messenger RNA, 1416 nt
Organism: Adineta steineri
Lineage: Eukaryota; Metazoa; Rotifera; Eurotatoria; Adinetida; Adinetidae
Source: the annotation of a GenBank genome assembly
AUGGCAAAAGCAAACAACAAAACACUAUGUUUUGCAUGUAAUGAAGACAAAAUAACAUAUACUUGUAAAGGAUGUUUAAAAGAGUUUUGUUUAACGGAUUUAACAGAACAUCAACAAAGAUUAAAUGAGGAACUGCAUCAUAUUACUGAUGAUUUUAAUGAAUUUAAAGAAAAAAUUAAUAGACAAAAACUAAAUCUACAUGGUCAUUCAUUAAUAAAACAAAUUGAUCAAUGGGAUAUAAUUUCAAGCGAAAAGAUUCAACGAAAAGCAAAAGAUUGCACAGAAAUUGUCAUUGAAUCAUCACAAACAUGUAUUAAUCAUAUUGAAAUGAAAUUUAAUAAUUUACGUGAACAAAUACAACGAUUUCAAAAGGAAAAUCAAUUUAAUGAAAUUAACUUGAAUUAUUUAAGAAAUCAAUUGAUAGAAAUUACCGAACAAUUAAAUAAUCCAUCAACUAUUUAUAUUCAUCAGAAUCCGCAAUCAUUAAUCGAUGAUAUUUUAAUUAUUUUACCAAAAAAAUCAAAAUUCAACAAAUGGAAUCAAAAUGCUAUCACUGUGACUGGUGGAUAUGGAGAAGGGCAACAAUUAAAUCAACUAAGUCAACCUUCUGGAAUUUUUGUUGAUAAAGAGAAAAAUAUUUUUAUUGGUGAUCAUGAUAAUCAUCGUAUUAUUGCAUGGAAAUACAAUGCAAAAGAAGGACAAAUCAUUGCAGGUGAAAAUGGGGAAGGAGAUCGAAUGGAUCAAUUAGAUGGUCCAACAGGUAUCAUUGUUGAUCAGCAAAGUCAUUCGAUCAUCAUUGCGGAUCUGAAUAACAGACGAGUAGUUCAAUGGAUGAAUCAAAAUCAACAAAUUCUCAUUCACAAUAUUGACUGUUCUUAUUUGGCAAUGGAUAAAAGUGGAUUUCUUUAUGUUAAUGAUUAUAAGAACAAUGAAGUAAGACGAUGGAGAAUAGGAGAUCACAAUAACGAAGGAAUUGUAGUGGCAGGUGGAAAUGGAAAAGGAACUCAACUUAAUCAACUCAAUUGUCCUACUUUUAUUUUUGUUGAUAAAGAUCAAUCUGUUUAUGUAUCAGAUAGUAGCAAUGAUCGUGUGAUGAAAUGGAGAAAAGAUGCAAAACAAGGACGAAUUGUAGCUGGAGGAAAUGGUGAAGGAAGAAAUCUUAAUCAAUUGUCUUCACCUGCAGGAGUCAUUGUUGAUGAUUUAGGUCAAAUUUACGUGGCAGAUUUUGGAAAUGAUCGCGUAAUGCGUUGGUGUGAAGACAAAGAAGAAGGUGAACUUGUUGUUGGUGGAAAUGGUGUCGGAUAUCAAUCAAAUCAACUGAAUGGUCCGAUUGGUUUGUCCUUCGAUGAUGAAGGAAAUCUUUAUGUUGCUGAUUAUUUGAAUCAUCGAAUUGAAAAAUUUGAAAUAAUUUGUUGA